Messenger RNA from Galleria mellonella (greater wax moth), 2350 nucleotides. RefSeq names its product protein Son-like. The record is from RefSeq and is a predicted model, not a curated record. Gene Ontology annotation, biological process: regulation of cell cycle; regulation of mRNA splicing, via spliceosome. The coding region runs from base 1597 to 2235 and encodes 212 amino acids. NCBI's taxonomy places the organism in Eukaryota, Metazoa, Arthropoda, Insecta, Lepidoptera, Pyralidae. The transcript is spliced from 5 exons. Gene Ontology annotation, molecular function: RNA binding.
UAUAUAGCUAUAAUGGGCACAAUAAUUAGGAAUGUUUGUUUAUAAAUACACUCCUCGCAAAAAUUAAGGGAACAUAAAAAUUUUUGAAAUUUUUGGGUGAUUUUCAACAGGCUGUAUUUCAGUGAAAAAUAAUCGUACAGGAAAUUUAAAAAAAGGGUUUUGAAGCUUGAAAACUCUAGUUUUCAGAUUUUUUGGUAAAAAAAUUUUUUGAGCUCCGGUUUCCAUGCAAUUCUUAAACAAAGCUGAAAAUAAAUUUUUUCUAAAUUUUCUCGGUUUUGUUUUUCACUCUAUGGGCAUGGAAAAAUUUUUUCGAGCUACUCCAUUGUAUAGGUCUCUUAGCGUGUUUAUUCAGCUUCAAAAAUCGCUUUGGAUGGCUCAAUUACGACCAUUUGUCUCCGAGAUAUCGAACUUUGAAUGCAAAAGCAUCCUUUUCCAUUCAACUGCUAAUAUCUCUGGAACUACUGGUCGCACAGCAAGCGGGCGCCGAGUUUCUUUAUCUGCAUAAAAUUUCCAAUUAAGCACAGUCAAGAGUUAGUGAAGAAAAAUUCACUAACUCUUGACUGUGCUGUGUGAAUCCUUUAAACUAUAUCUUGUAUUUUUUUUUAAAUGGGCGAGUAUGUAGUAACCCCACAUGCGCGGGGGGCAAGGGAUUGUUAGUAAUGGAGUCUAGCUGACUCAUUGCCAGCAAUAUAUCCUAUCAGGUCGACUUCCACGCGGUUCCCCUUGGAAACCAUCGUGGUUAAUUCUAGUGGAAUUCGUCACGAUGGGCCAACUGACCUGCUUUCAUCGUCACCUAUCCAUCCAUCCCUCACUGGUGGCCCGUAUACCGAUAGUGCAGGCAGGUUUACCAUUCCAUUAUCACCCAUUAAAAAACCCACAUGCGCUAUUGGUAUAAGCUGGUGUUCAUUUCUACUAAGUUUCUACUAUACAUAAUAACAGUUAUCACCUACAGUCCUUUAUAAUAAAUAAUACUAUUUCCUUUAUUAUAACUAUCGCAAUUUGGUACUUUUUACAAAAUUUAAAUCGACAAUACUGUUGUCCAUUAUUAAAAAAAAAUAUUUUAAUGAUCGGAUUGACCCCACUAUGUUCGUACCAACUCGUACUACUACUCUAAGAAUAAGGAAUCCGAAAUUUUUGCAAUUACGAAUAAAAUUAGUAGUCGGAUGAAUAUAAUUAGAAAUAAUUAAAAUAAUUUGAAAAUCAUUCGAAUAAUCCGAAUGAUUUGCUCAGUCGGAUUAGUAAAAUCGCGCAUCGCUAGUAGGUUUGUAUCCAAAUAUAUAUAUAUAUAUAUGUAUAUAUAUAUAUAUAUAUAUAUAUUUGCUAUUAUUACAUAUGCAAAAAAAAUAUGUAAUAUCUUUAAAUUACAUUCUAUUUGUUUUUCUGAAUUAUAUUUUAGGAGAACUGAAACAAUACAUUAAAAAUUGAAAUACUUAUAUAUUAAAGUAGAUAAUAUUCAAUUAAUACAAAAUUUAUGAAUUGUAUUUCUGUAUAACCAAAUAGGAGAAUGCAUAACAAAAGUAGAAAUUUAAUUUGAAAAUACUUAGAGUAUAUUUUUUCUUUUAGGAUGUAGCGUCGAUCGUCUCCCAAAAAAUAGCAAUGAUACGCAAAGAACAAGAGGAAAAUGAACUAUCUAAUACUUGCGGAUUUGGCUGGUCAUCGAAGGAUUCUACCCUGGGUCAGUUCACAGGAUCAACAGGAGCGCAAAUCCUUACACCCAGGGAAUUAGCUAGUGGAGUCCAAGCCUGGGCUAAGAAGGAUCAACUAGUCCGCGCAGCCCCAGUCGAAGGUGGAAUGGGUAUGCACCUACUCCAGAAGAUGGGUUGGACUCCAGGCCAGGGUUUGGGCAAAGAAGGCACAGGGACUCUCCAACCAUUGUUAUUAGAGGUCAAACUCGAUACAAGAGGGCUGCAGUCGAAAGAAGAGGUCAGUAGCAGACCAAACAAAGCUAUGAAACCCCACCGCCAGGGUCGUAGUAGAGGGGGCCCAGCUCCACUGAUAGCAGGCGGCAAGCACCCGGUGUCGUUACUAGGCGAAUACUGUUCUAAACAGAAACUUGGUCCACCUGAGUAUAACCUUUGCUUUGAAUGCGGCCCUGAUCACAAGAAGAAUUUUUUAUUCAAAGUAAAAGUAGCUGGCACUGAAUAUCAACCGGCAGUGGCGAGCGCCAACAAGAAGCAAGCUAAAGCCGAUGCUGCUCAGCUCGCAUUACAAAAGCUUGGCAUUGUGACACAAUAAUUAACAUAAACAAUACAAAAAUAAUUAUAUUGGCUAUUGUUUGUACCUUUGUAUUGUAAAAUAAUAUCAAUAAAUGUACCUAAUAUUAUUUAUAACAUUAUUAUAUAAAUUAUAA